AUGCUCGUCAUGCUUCCCUCAAUCAGAACAGCCAAGACACUCGCGGGAGCCGUUGUGCGUCCCUUGACACUGCGCAGCGCAGCUCGACCUGCAUACAUUGCCAGGCUCUCGUCAACGACAGCUCACCCAACAGACGCUACCCAUUACGACGUCCAGCUGCGUCCCGACGGUCUUCGCGUUCGAAACCUGCAAGGCGAACAUGUGAAGAGAGAGACCUUGCCGCAUUUUUGGCUGAGGUAUAAAUGCGUCAACCAACAAACGAUGCAACGCAACUUUGAGACUUUUGCGAUCAGCGAAACAAUCCGGCCUGACAAGGUGACGCCUGGAGCCGAAGGCCUCAGCAUCAAGUGGAGAGGAGACGGGCACCAGAGCUUUUACCCCUGGAAGUUCAUCAAGCACUACUUGAAGAACGAUCAUCGUAGCUCUGAGGAUGUCGAACAGCGCCUCUGGGGCGCCGAUAUAGACAUCGACCGUCCUGUCGUCAGUUACCAGGAACUCAUGACGCCCAAUAACGAGUCCGGCAUCGCCAGGUUGACCAAUCUCAUCCGCGAGAACGGCUUCGUGUUCGUCAGCGGCACGCCGUUUGACACCCCCGAUGCGACGCAAGAAGCGCUCGAGAAGAUUGCCUUCAUCCGGGAGACUCACUAUGGCGGGUUUUAUGACUUCAUCCCCGACAUGGCCCACGCCGACACAGCCUAUACCAACCUCGCCCUGCCCGCCCACACGGACACGACGUACUUCAGCGACCCCGCUGGCCUCCAAGCCUUCCACAUGCUGUCUCAUGAGGCACCCCCAGGCGCUCUGAAGGGUGAGCUCGGCGGAAAAUCGCUGUUGGUGGACGGUUUCUACGCCGCCAGCAUUCUUCUCGAAGAGGACCCUCAGGCGUAUGAGAUCUUGUCCAAGGUGAAGCUGCCAUGGCACGCCAGCGGUAACGAGGGCAUCACCAUCGCACCCAACAAGCGGUACCCCGUGCUAGAGCUGGACGAGACGACCGGCAAGCUUGCCCGCGUAAGGUGGAACAACGAUGACCGCGGAGUCGUGCCUUUCGGCGAGGGCUACUCGCCGGCGGAAUGGUAUGCUGCGGCACGCAAAUGGGAUGCCAUUCUCCGGAGACCUGAGGUUGAGUACUGGGUGCAGCUGAAGCCUGGCCAUUUGCUGAUCUUUGACAACUGGCGGGUCAUGCACGGAAGAAGCGCGUUCGAGGGUCGGAGGCGCAUGUGCGGUGCAUAUAUCAACCGAGAUGACUUCAUCUCGAGGUGGAGAAACACCAACUUUCCUCGUGAGGAUGUCUUGAGCCAAGUCGUCGGGUAG
Messenger RNA from Verticillium dahliae VdLs.17, 1311 nucleotides. RefSeq names its product trimethyllysine dioxygenase. The record is from RefSeq and is a predicted model, not a curated record. Gene Ontology annotation, biological process: carnitine biosynthetic process. Bases 1 to 1311 code for a protein of 436 amino acids. The transcript has 10 exons. NCBI's taxonomy places the organism in Eukaryota, Fungi, Ascomycota, Sordariomycetes, Glomerellales, Plectosphaerellaceae. Gene Ontology annotation, molecular function: trimethyllysine dioxygenase activity; iron ion binding. Gene Ontology annotation, cellular component: mitochondrion.